Molecule: messenger RNA, 2456 nt
Organism: Aricia agestis (brown argus)
Lineage: Eukaryota; Metazoa; Arthropoda; Insecta; Lepidoptera; Lycaenidae
Product: interaptin-like
Exons: 14
Coding region: 66-2330 (754 amino acids)
Source: RefSeq, a predicted model, not a curated record
UUCCACAUUUCAAAAAGAGCGAGGUUAAUUAUUUCAAAAAGAUAAAAUUAAUAUUUUAUGGAAAAAUGGAAAUAGGAGAUAACAUUAAUAAAGUUUCUUGUAGAAAACGCAUAAACACAGAUGUUGAAAAGCUUAGAGAUAAAGUAUCGCGGGAAACUGCAAAAAUAAUAAAAUUGAAGGUCGCCCAAGAUACAGCUUACUGGGAUUUGAAGGAGAAACUACAACAAGUAGAAGGUAAUCAUGAACGCCUGCAACAGAACAUGGUGGAAGUUCAGAUGCAGCACGAGACCAUCUCCGGACAGUACCAGGAAGAACUCCGCUUGCGCCCGGAUACGCUCAACAAGGUUAGCAGCUGCCGCGAGAUCAGCGAGGUGCUGCAGGAGUACAGCGAGCGGCUGAAGGCGACGCUGUCGCGGUGCAAGGCGGACCAGGCGGCGCUGUGCGAGGCCUACCGCCGCUCCGGGCAGAUCGUCCGCGACAUGAAGGCCCAGCACCACCAGGCCGAGCUCACCAGCACCGGCGUGGCUGUGACGCUCGAAGAAAAAGUGAAAACAAUGACCGAGCACCAGAAUCAACUUGUUCAAUUCUUCGCGGCGUUCAAACAACAAUCAGAAUCUGAAAUUAACGAAUUGAAAAGUACAGUAAAAGCUUUACGAGCUCAAGAACAGGAAAUGGUCAAAGCUAAUAAUGAGCUGAACAAGAAUUUGCACCAAUUUAAGCUCGAUAUAGAAAAGAGGAACGACACCAUAAACAGUCUGCAGAACGACUUAAAACAAAUGGUCUCGGAAUAUAACACGCAAAGGAGCGAAGCUCGAAAUAUUAUCCAACAAAAAGAAAAAGAGUUAAAGGAACAGCUUAAUAAAGAAAAAGAAUUGAAACAAGCUUUACAGAAUCAAGAGAAGUAUACUCAGAGUGUUUGCGAUCAGAACAAUGAACUGAUAGAUAAGGUGGUCGCUAUGGAGGAGGAGCACGAAAAAGCCGCGGCACUCAUCAGAGAAAUGAAGGCUAAAGUGGAAGAUGCUUCAAAAAUAUACGACGAACUUAAAAAGGAAGUUGCAGCGUUACUUGAAGAAAAGGAACGUUUUGUUACGCAGAUUGAUAAUAAAGAUAAGAAUAUCAACAAAUAUGCCGAGGAAAUUAAUACCCUAAAAGCACAAGCUGGCGAAAAGGACAAUCAAAUUUGUAAUUUGACUACAGAGUUAGAACAGUGUCGGCAAGAAAUGAUGACUAAAAUAGCGAAUAUCGAGGAACUGAAGAAUGCAGUUAACAAUGAGGUAAACGAUAGCGAAGAACUCAAGCGCAGCUUUGAAAUGUACAAAAAUACAGUACAAGCUGAGAUGCAGGAGCUGCAAAGUCGGCUCGAGAACAAAGAUAAAGAACUCGAUUCAAAAAAUCAGAAACUGGAAGAAAUAACAGCCGACGUCGGAACAAAAAAUACGGCCCUCGACGAAAAGGAUGCGGAACUCGAAACUAAGAUUCAGGAACUCAACACAAAGUACAAGGAGCUAGUUUCGACGAAAACCGAGCUCGACAUAAUAAAAAAGCAGUUAGAAGCAAAGGAUCAGGAGCUCGCUUCUAAAGAUAAGGAGCUCGAUUCGAAGGCGAAUACCAUCGCUAAGCUGAUGAUGGAGUUGAAGACCGGAACAGAUGUACGGUCCAAGCUGGAGAUGGACCUGGAUAGGCUGAGGCAGGAAACGAACCAGGAGCGCGAACUGGAGCGCGAGAAACACAACAAGAUGACCAAAAAAAUAGAACACCUAGAAGCUUCCGUCAAGGACAAAGAAGAAUCUGUGACCAAGCAAAUGUCCAUUAUAAAGGAGAUGAGACAUGAAAAGGAGCGUCUCCAAGAGAAGAUCCAGGGCAUGCAGAACACCAUCGACAACAUCCAGAAGGAGUUGACGGGCCGCCCCGCGCCACCGCGCCCGGCGGACCUCGACGACAACGCCGUCAUGCUCACACCGUCUAAGAAAGCCGUACUGUUGUCGCCGGUGAAGGCUAAGAGACCGGAGUUUGUAGUUCCUCGCGUCGAGCCCAGUCUCGACAGCCUGCUGUUCAACACGUUCAGUGAUAGCAGCUUGGAAGGUGACACUCUUGAUGCUGCGGAAGUGAACCGUCGGUUCCACGGGAUAUCUCGUGGUAUCCCCAUGUCUCCGCGUCCGAUCGCGUCGCUCAAACGUCAUAGAGAUGUAUCCCAGCCUUCCGGCGGACUCAAAUUGAAAGCGCCGGCCUCCAAACAGGGUGCAAUUUCACUGUCGCAAACCCGAGAGGAGAAUAUUAAAAAUAAAGAACGCCGAUUUUUUAAGAAUAGAAAUGACAAGAAAUCUAAAUAAUUAUUUUCGUUGAUAAUGUGUAUUAAGAACAAGAUUUUAGUUUUAGUUUAGUUGCGAGUUGCUGUUCCUCGAUGUUACAGCAGUUCAACGUUACUUAGAAUAAGUGGUUAUAAUAUGUUAAAUUAU